UGAAAGUGAACCUACCCUCUAACUAUUCAUGUCAUCAUUAAAGUGGAAACAACGUCACUCUGGUUGAAAAGUCAAAGUAUCCAAAAUAUUUUUGUGAAAUUAGCAAGGAUGAUACACAGUCUGUUUAUAAUCAACUCAAGCGGUGACGUUUUCCUGGAAAAACACUGGCGAUCCGUCGUUUCGAGAUCGGUUUGUGACUAUUUCUUGGAUGCACAACGAAAGUCCCCGAAUGACAUUCCACCAGUCUUAUCCACGCCACACUACUAUCUCAUUUCCAUACAACGUGGCGGUGUGUCUCUAGUGAGUUGCUGUAAGCAGGAGACCCAACCAUUGUUUGUUAUCGAAUUUUUGCAUCGAGUUGUUGAUACAUUCGAGGAUUAUUUUUCCGAAUGCAGCGAGUCCAUCAUCAAGGAAAAUUAUGUGGUCGUCUAUGAACUGUUGGACGAAAUGCUCGACAACGGUUUUCCUCUAGCUACCGAAAGCAACAUUCUCAAAGAGUUAAUAAAACCGCCCAACAUUCUACGGACGAUUGCGAAUACAGUGACUGGUAAAUCGAAUGUAAGUGGCACAUUACCUUCGGGUCAGCUGAGUGCAAUCCCAUGGAGACGAAGUGCCGUUAAGUAUACGAACAACGAGGCAUAUUUUGAUGUAAUCGAAGAAGUUGACGCCAUCAUCGACAAGAACGGUCAGACAGUGUUUGCCGAGAUUCAGGGAUACAUUGACUGCUGCAUUAAACUUAGUGGAAUGCCCGAUCUGACCCUGUCGUUCAUGAAUCCCCGAUUGUUCGACGAUGUGUCCUUCCACCCAUGUGUACGUUUCAAACGGUGGGAAUCGGAACGAAUGCUUAGCUUUAUUCCACCGGAUGGCAAUUUCCGCCUAAUGUCCUACCACAUCGGAACCCAAAGUGUUGUUGCCAUUCCAAUUUACAUUCGACACAAUUUGGUAUUCAAGACGGGUGAACAGGGUAAAUUGGACAUUACCGUCGGUCCAAAGACAACGCUGGGUCGAACAGUUGAAUCGGUUAAGCUGGAAGUCUGCAUGCCGAAAAAUGUGCUCAACUGUUUGCUGGUACCCACUCAGGGGAAGUAUUCAUUCGAUCCGAAAACGCAGAUUCUUCAUUGGGAUGUUGGUCGUAUUGAUGUCACAAAGUUGCCUAAUAUUCGAGGAACUGUAUCUGUUGUCAGCGGCAGUAGUACGACUACCGAGUCAAAUCCAUCAAUCAAUGUGCAAUUUAGUAUAUCUCAAUUAGCCGUAUCCGGACUGAAGGUAAAUCGACUGGAUAUGUACGGCGAGAAAUACAAACCGUUCAAAGGUGUCAAAUACGUAACCAAGGCUGGAAAAUUCCAAAUUCGAAUGUAAUUUCAACGGAGACCCAGUUCUAUCAGCUGCAUGUGUAUUGUCUACUGGUUUAGUUAUAAGCUCAUCUAUUCCAUUAUAAUCAAACGUUAAAUAACGGAAAAUUUAUUAAAUAUUUACCAUACAAAGGA
Bradysia coprophila is the source of this 1487-nucleotide messenger RNA. RefSeq names its product AP-3 complex subunit carmine (gene cm). Gene Ontology annotation, cellular component: clathrin adaptor complex. NCBI's taxonomy places the organism in Eukaryota, Metazoa, Arthropoda, Insecta, Diptera, Sciaridae. The record is from RefSeq and is a predicted model, not a curated record. Gene Ontology annotation, biological process: intracellular protein transport; vesicle-mediated transport.